Astyanax mexicanus (Mexican tetra) is the source of this 3951-nucleotide messenger RNA. RefSeq names its product microtubule-associated protein 6b (gene map6b). Bases 2826 to 3914 code for a protein of 362 amino acids. Gene Ontology annotation, biological process: cytoskeleton-dependent intracellular transport; microtubule cytoskeleton organization; regulation of microtubule cytoskeleton organization. The transcript has 3 exons. NCBI's taxonomy places the organism in Eukaryota, Metazoa, Chordata, Actinopteri, Characiformes, Acestrorhamphidae. The record is from RefSeq and is a predicted model, not a curated record. Gene Ontology annotation, molecular function: calmodulin binding; microtubule binding. Gene Ontology annotation, cellular component: cis-Golgi network; Golgi-associated vesicle; microtubule.
GAUAUGGUCCUUUUUUUUUGUUUUACUUCAGAACAGAGCUCUGCUAACACAGGCCAUUUAUUUGCUUUAGAAUUCUAUCUGAAUACAUAUGUUUGUUGGUAAGGAAAAGUCUUUGGUGUGUAUUUACCAGAGAUGACAUUGGAAAUGCUUAAUAAGUUGAGUGUUUGUUAGCAGUGUUAGCCUAGCAUCUCCUGUUUUAAACUAAAGAAGCACUGCAUUCAAGGUGAGUGAUAAAUCAUGCUAAUCUAUUUUUUUUUUGACACACUAUACUAUUGGGAAAGUAAAGGUAGAAAUAAAAAUAUGCCCUUUUAGGCUCUUUAAUGUUAUAGUUAAUUGUAAGAUUGACCAUUAAGCUCUCUUUCUUUAUCACUUUUUUGAGGGCCCUAAAGAAGGUAAAGGCCAGAUUUUGCCAUUUUUUAUUUGAUGCCGUUCAUAAGUUGAGUUAUUUAGGGUGACACUAGAUAUGUUGUUGCAGUUCUGUGCAUGCAGUCACAUUAAGAAAAUACAUGGUACACACAAUUAUGGUCAUAAUUGUAACUUAACAAACCUUAAGCCUGCUUUUUCUGAAAUGGGCUUUUCUUUUUUUUCUUUUUUUAUUUUAUUAGAUUUGUGUCACUUUAAUGUUGUACAAAUGUGGAUAAAUAUUUAAUACAAACGUCUAAGAGGGAAAAAAAAACAUACGGCUGCACAAUAUAUUGUUUUAGCAUUAAUAUCGCAAUGUACACAUGCAAUGUUUUGUGCAAUGUCAAAUUACAAAUUAACUUUUUAGCUGCUCGAUACAAAGGAAAAUUAACAUUGAUCUCAUUUUGCAUGACAAUAUCUACCAGAUUAACAAUAUCUACACAUGAUAUCAUUUUUAGUCCAAUUAUUAUUACACAGAUUACAUUAUUCUCAUCGUGACAUGUUGGAUCAUUAAAAUCUAGAGGAAUUUGGUAAAAUGUAUAACAUAUAUAACAAAACAACAAAAUACUGCAAGGUCCUAGUAUUAGCUACACAUUUGUUUAAAUUACAGACACAGGUCACUUUUACAGUUCUGAAUAAAUGUGAAUUGUCAUCAUAGCCAGAUCUUGUCUAAGCAAAAACAAAUGAUUGAUUAUUGAGGCUUGUUAUGUGAAUGUAGCCUUAGUCUAUAGGCUUUCAUGAAUCAGCCUAUAGACUAAACCCAUGCUCCUUUACUAACAUUUUAAUCCAAGACAAAUCUCUCUCUAUCCCUUCUUUCUCUUUUCUCAGGCAGUUGCUAUGAUGGCCAGCACCACUAGAUGGUACAUGUCUCUCAUGUAGGAAGGAAACAAAAGAAUAUGGGUGUGACUGAUCAGCCUUCAGUCCACUGUGGGGAUAUAAGCACAACUUGAACCACUGCAGAGUAAUCAGAAUAAAAUUAGUAUUGAGUAUCAAAGUGUAGAGAUUAUAUCCUGUACUGAACUAUACUGAACACUGACAGACAGCAUUCAGAGCAAAACAUCUGCCAUUCUCACUCAUUUACUUACUUCCUCACUCAUUCACUUUCUCACUUACUUAUUCACUCCCUCACUCACUCACUUCCUCACUCACUUCUUCACCCACCCACUUCUUCACUCACUUACUCAUAUAUUCACUUCUGCACUCACUUCCUCACUCAUUCACUUUCUCACUACCUUCCUUACACCUUCCCUCACACACACCUGCACUCACUCCCUCGCUUCCUCACUGACACACUGACUUCCUCACACACUCAUUCAUUCGUGCAAUUCCUCACUCACUUCCUCAUUUUCUCACUCUCCUCCUCAUAUAUAUCCUCACUCACUUCUUCACACUUAAUCCCUCAAACACUUUCUCAAUCUCACCCCCAAUUUACUCAUUCCCUCACUUCUUAAUAUACUUCCUCACUUUUUCCUCACUUCCACACUUCACUCACAAUUGACCAUGCUCUCUCAUCACUAAGUGUGUGGUAUUGGUCAGCACAAAUCAUUUAUUUAAUAGUUUAAUAAAGCACACAAAUAAAACAAUGAUUUGGUAAUCAUCCAAUGUUUGCAAUUAUCCUUUAUUAAAGUAUAUUACAGGUUACCAUCGUUGCAUCUAUUGGUCACCAGUUCCUCAAAUGGCCUAAAUAUUUGGACAACUGUUCUUAGGACUUGGAUAUUGGUAUUUUGGAAAAUAGAGUAUGUUUUAAAUGUUAUUUGUAGUACAUACCAUAUCUGUAUGAAAUCCAUGUUGUAAACAUAUGCAAUAUACAAUGUCAUGCUUUAUUGAUGAAUACACUUUAAUUAUGUAUUUUGAAUUUCAAAUCUGCUUCCUCUUUGCAAUCUUAAUUAAAAUUCAGGAACUGAAUACAUCUGUUAAUCUAUUCAUCUAUCUGUCUGUCUGUAUAUAUAUCUUUAUCUGUCUAUCUAAAUAUCUGUAUGUCUGUUUGUCAGUAGAGUACAGUAGUGAGGAGUGUGUGGACAGUCAGUUCAGUUAAAGGGUUAAACUCGGGGCGUUUCCUCCUCCUCCUCCUCCUCCUCUGCUGCAGGUGCUGCUGCUGCUUCCCUGCAGAGCUCCAUCUGCCUAGUCCUCUGAGCCCCCCAGCACUGCACUGCGAGACCACCAGCCCAGCAGAGCUCACCACGCGUUCAGCUGCAGCUUUAACCCGAGGAGGACCAGGAGCUCAUCAGUAGCAGCAUCACCUCCUCUUCCGCAGCAGCAGCAGCAUCAGUAUCAGCAGCAUCCGGAGGAACCCACCCAGUGAUUCACUGUGACUGAUUAUCUCUCUCUUUAUCUGUCUCUCUUUUUCUUCUUAUCGUUCUCUCUCUCAGUGUCUCUCUACCCCCUGUCUUUCUCCCCAUCUCUCCAUCCAUCUCUCUGCAGUCAUGGCGUGGCCGUGCAUCGCGCGCGCCUGCUGCAUGAGCCGGCUGUGGAGCGAGCUGGACAAGGCGGACAUCGCGGUGCCGCUGGUCUUCUCCUCCAGCUACUCGGAGGUGGCGGACGGGCAGCAGGCCGGCGGGGGUGCGGCGGAGGCUCGGCGGGACGGGGCGGCUCCGGGCGUCUCCUCCAGCGUCAUGCACGAGGACUUCAGGGCCUGGAGGGUCCGGCCCGAGAAGAGCUGCAAGCCCAAGCACGAGUACAGACCCUCCGGAGCCCCCUUCACAGACCAGACCCAGUACCAGAAGGACUACAAGCCGUGGCCCAUCCCCAGGAAAGGAGACCACCCCUGGAUCCCCAAAGGAGCGAAUCCCCCCGGCAAACGCGAGCCCGAGGAGCGCGAGACGGGCGUGGAGAAGUGCGAGAUCGAGGAGAGGGUGCAGGAGAAGGAGAGCAAGGAGCGGAGGAAGAAGAGCAGGAAGGAGAAGGAGCCCGCGAGCCUGGAGGAGAAGAGUGUGAAGCAGCAGGUGAAGGAGGAGGUGGUGAAGAAGCAGCAGGUGAAGGAGGAGGUGGUGAAGAAGGAGGAGGAGGGCGAGGCUAAAGCCAGGUCUGCCGUAGAUGCUCUGAACAGGCAGAUUAAACAGGAAGUGACGUCUGGAAGCUCCUACAGGACGGAGUUCAAAGCAUACUCCAAUGUUAAGCCAGUAAAACCUAUUAAAGCCAAAUCCCAGUAUAAACUGCUGGUAGAGGAGAAGGCCAGUCUGGAGACGAGCUACAGUGCCACCUUUAAGGGCGAACAGGUGAAGCCACAGCCCACAGACAAUAAAGUAAUGGAGCGGCGGAGGAUACGCAGCCUUUACAGCGAGCCCAGCAGCAAAGAACCCAUCAAGGUGGAAAGGUCCAGCGCAUCCCACUCAAGACCAAAAAAGACGACAAGCCAUAGCAAAACAGCGAGUAAGGCUAAAGCAAAGCAAAUCACUGCUACCCAACCUGCCAAGAAGAAGACCUCAGUGAGCAACCUGGAAUUAAACCCAGAGGGAGGCGUCACCAAGAAGAGUAAAGAAAUCAUCAACAGACUGGCUGAGGGGAAGGAUUAAGUGCACUUUGUGUGUGUGUGUGUGUGUGUGUGUGUGU